Molecule: messenger RNA, 543 nt
Organism: Emys orbicularis (European pond turtle)
Lineage: Eukaryota; Metazoa; Chordata; Testudines; Emydidae
Product: interferon beta-like
Exons: 1
Coding region: 1-543 (180 amino acids)
Biological process (GO): defense response
Cellular component (GO): extracellular region
Molecular function (GO): cytokine receptor binding
Source: RefSeq, a predicted model, not a curated record
AUGGCUACCAAGUCUCAAGGAUUCCUGUGGCAGAUUUGCCUGGUACUGCUGUUCUCCGCUGGAGUCAUGUCGCUGGACUGUAACCUGCUUCGUCACCAGCAAAGCAAAUUUAACUGGUACAGUCUACAGCUGCUGCAAAACAUGGGUGGGAAGUUUCCUUUGGAGUGUCUGGAAGACAAGACAGCCUUCCAGUUUCCUGAGAAGGUUCUGAAGCCCAAAUUUCAACAACAUGCCAAGAUGGCCAUCCAUGAAAUUCUCCAGCAGCUCUUCGGCAUCUUCAGCGGGAACCUGACCCAAACUGGCUGGGAAAGAAGAAACGUGGCGAGGUUCCUAAAUGGGCUCGCUCUGCAGACCGAACGCCUCGAGACAUGCCUACCUACAAAGGCCGGGGCCAACAUUCGGAGACUGAAGAAAUACUUCCAGAGGAUCCAAGAUUUUCUUAAGGAGAAGAAAUACAGCACCUGUGCCUGGGAGAUUGUCAGAGAGGAAGGGCAGAGGUGUUUUCAACGUAUUGACAAGCUCACAGUUAGGAUGAAAAAGUAG